AUGGGAAUACAUCAUUAUAUUUUCGAGUUAGUUGCUCCUACAACUGCUAUCGAUUGGAAUUCAAAACAAGAACAACAAUCUUCUUCACGAGAUUAUGAUUCUAAGGAAGUGGUUAAAAGUACCGCUACCAAUAAUGGAAGGAUAACUCCAACGAGAAACGGUUAUACAUCUAUAUCUAUGAAUGAUGAUGACAACAAAUACAGCGAGAUGGAAAGUGCGCUUAAAUAUGAAGGACAUUAUAUUCAUGCUUUCGUUAUUCCAAAUUAUGAAGAACCAGAGCCGUUAUUGAGAGACACUAUCAAAAGAUUGGCUCAACACAGGAACGCUACCACGGCUUAUGUUAUCAUAUUGGCAAUGGAAGAGUCUGAGAUUGAUCAUGCUUCAAAGGCUGCAAGCCUUAAGAGAACUUUCGAUGGCUCUUUCCGUGACUUUAUCAUAACGGUUCAUCCGAAAGAUGUCCCUGGUGAAAGUCGAGGCAAGGGUAGCAACGUCGCAUAUGCAGCUCGUGAGGCAUGUGAAAUUUUAGCACGAAAAGUCGACAAACGGCACGUAGUGUUUACAAUCACGGAUUCGGAUUCUGCAAUUCCGGAACUUUAUAUUCGUCAAAUUGAAAAGGCAUUAUCAGAAUCAGAAGAUCCUUAUAGUACUAUUUGUUCUCCCCCAAUUUUCUUUUCGAGAAAUGCAUUGGACGUCCCUGCUGCUGUGCGGGUUCUUGCUGAGCAAGUUGGUUUCUGGGAUACCGAUAAGGAUGCUGUUGGCGAAGAUCUACAUAUGUGGCUUAAAUGCUUUUUCAAAACUGGUGGUGUUGCUAGAUCUGUUCCUAUAUUUGUUCCGAUAAAUCUUACCAACGUUCAAACUACCGGUUAUUUUUCAAAUAUUUAUGCUCGCUUUGUUCAGGCUAAGCGUCAUUAUAAUGGUGUUGCCGACGUUGCCUAUUCAUUGAAAUCCGCCUUCAGUGGUGAACAACAUUCUACCACUGAUACAGAAUCACUUCUUUUGAGUUCUACUUUAAUGCCAGUUUAUACUCCCUCUUCUGGAAAACGACCGUCCUACUUACUAGAAGUAAUGAUAAAUAUGUUGUAG
Messenger RNA from Racocetra fulgida, 1083 nucleotides. Lineage: Eukaryota; Fungi; Glomeromycota; Glomeromycetes; Diversisporales; Gigasporaceae. The record is from the annotation of a GenBank genome assembly.